AUGUUGCGGAAGUCCGGCACCCAGCGCCGGCAGCCGGCGCUGUGGCGGCGGUGCCGUAGCCUCCGCCAAAUCAAGCAGGUCCACACCCUCCUGGUCCUCCGGGGCUUCCUCUCGGACCCCUCCGCGCUCCGCGAGCUCCUCUUCGCGUCCGCUGUAGCCGUGCGCGGCGCCAUCGCCCACGCCUACCACGUGUUCGACCAAAUCCCGCGCCCGGACCUCUUCAUGUACAACACCCUCAUCCGCGGCGCCGCGCACACCUCCGCGCCCCGGGACGCCGUCUCCCUCUACGCGCGCAUGGCGCGACUCAGCAGCUGCGGCGGCGGCGUGAGGCCCGACAAGAUCACCUUCCCGUUCGUGCUCCGGGCGUGCACCGCCAUGGGCGCGGGUGGCACCGGAGCACAGGUGCACGCGCACGUCGUGAAGGCUGGACUGGAGUCCGACGCGUUCGUCAAGAACGCGCUCAUUGGCAUGCACGCGAGCUGCGGAGAGCUGGGUGUUGCAGGUGCUCUGUUUGACCACAGGGCGCGUGAGGACGCCGUGGCGUGGUCGGCGAUGAUCAGCGGCUGUGCAAGGAGAGGGGAUAUUGGUGCUGCCCGGCAGCUGUUCGACGAGUGUCCUGUGAAGGACCUUGUGUCCUGGAAUGUGAUGAUCACCGCGUAUGCCAAGCGGGGAGAGAUGGCCCCAGCAAGAGAGCUGUUCGACCAGGCACCUGAGCGUGAUGUCGUGUGCUGGAACGCCAUGAUCUCUGGGUAUGUGAGAUGCGGCUCGCACAAGCAUGCCAUGGACCUGUUUGAGCAGAUGCAGCGCAUGGGCAAAAAGCCAGAUGUUAUCACAAUGCUGAGCUUACUGUCAGCUUGUGCCGACUCCGGUGAUUUGGAUGUUGGCCGAAGGUUGCAUUCCUCUCUUUCAGAGAAGUUCUCAGGAACUGGUUUUACUGUCGUCCUCGGCAAUGCGCUGAUUCACAUGUACGCAAAAUGCGGGAGCAUGAAGAGUGCACUGGAGGUGUUUUGGGUGAUGCGAGAUAAGGAUGUCUCAACUUGGAACUCUAUCAUAGGAGGUUUGGCAUUGCAUGGUCAUGCCCUGGAGUCUGUUGACGUGUUCAAGAAAAUGCUGAAAGAGAAAGUCCGGCCUGAUGAGAUCACCUUCGUCGCUGUCCUUAUCGCAUGCAGCCACGGUGGUAUGGUUGACAAGGGACGUGAGUACUUCAACUUGAUGCAACAGCAGUACAGGAUUGAGCCCAAUGUCAAGCAUUACGGUUGCAUGGUUGACAUGCUGGGUCGCGCGGGGCUUCUGAAGGAAGCAUUUGAGUUCAUUGACACCAUGAAGGUGGAGCCUAAUUCUGUCAUCUGGAGGACGCUUCUUGGGGCUUGUAGGGUCCAUGGUGAGAUUGAACUGGCUGAGCACGCUAACAGACAGCUGCUAAAGGCAAGGAGCGAUGACAGUGGGGAUUAUGUGCUCCUCUCGAACAUCUAUGCUUCAGCUGGAGAAUGGUUGGAGUCGGAGAAGAUGAGAAAGUUGAUGGAUGACAGCGGUGUCAACAAGGAGGCAGGUCGCACGGUUGUAGAUGGCAGCACAAAGGAUCCACUGCAGUCUUUCAGACGGUCGAAAUCACAUCCUGGACUGAAAGGAUUUAUUGGUUGA
This is a messenger RNA of Triticum turgidum subsp. durum (durum wheat), 1641 nucleotides long. NCBI's taxonomy places the organism in Eukaryota, Viridiplantae, Streptophyta, Magnoliopsida, Poales, Poaceae. The record is from the annotation of a GenBank genome assembly.